UGUGCAGUACUGACGGUGCGUGCAAAGACAAACCAGAGCAUGGGGCAAAGUCGCAUUUUCAGGCGCACUAGCUAAUUAUACGGGCGGCGUGGAUGAGAAGAUUGGAUUAAAGCAUUUUUCGGUGCAAUACCGCGUCUACGAAGUGCACAAGAAGUUCUGGUCAUGUUCCAAGAUGAACACAGCGAAGGUCUAAAUCUUUGUUGCCCAGACGAGGGGCCUGGAUCUUGUACACGGUGAUCUUCACUUUAAGCCACAAUAGCUUUACAAUAGUAGUUAGCUAGCUCCUGUUUGUACGGUUGUACGAGAAAAUGAUAGGAGUGUGUUUUGACAAAGACGAUACGCAUUUGUUACUGUUGUAAAUGCCAUGGCAUUUGACAGCUAGAUAGGUACAUAACCAGCUGGCUAUGAAGGUUGUUUGCCUGUCUGUUAGCUGUCUUAGCUAGCUAGCUAGCGAGAUAGUUUGGCUACACCAGCAACAGAACCAAGGAAGCUGUUGUGGUCUGGUUUGCACAAAGCGAGAAACCAGUUUUUUUUCUUCUGCAGACUGGUGCCCUAAAGAUAAUGCAUGCUAUUUUCCUUAGCUACAUAGUACUAUUUUAUAUGAUUUUUUUUUAAUUUGCUAUGCUAGCUAUCUAUCUUCUUUGUAUUGCGUUUGGUAGGCAUUGGUAUCUAACUAGCGAACAAUGAUUUAUCAAACUUGUUUAACGGGCUAGCUAGCUAUCCUAGCUAGCUAACCAGCAAGUAAUUAAAAAAAGAAGCUGGUAGCUAGUGUUAUAUUAAGUUAUAUACUGUACAAAAAAGACUAAGUCAGCUAAGAUCGCUAACUGGGCUCUCAGUGACUAUGUAGCUAGCGUAGCUGGCUAACGUUAUAUGAGCUAACGUAGCUAGACGGCUAUGCUAGCUAAGGAGCAACGUUAAAUCAGUGUCUUUUAAAGACUGCUGUCUGGCACAAAACGUGCUGCUUGGUGGUCCACAACCGGAGGUCCAGCCAGAGUUGCAACCGUUUCGUUAACGUAAAGCUUUAAACUACGCGUACUGAUUUACUAGCUACAUAAAGCUAGCGUUAGUUCCGACGUAUAACUAUAUCCCUGCCUGUUUUGGUCGGUCUAGUCUGAAAGUGGAUUGAAAGCGGAAAAAAAUCUGAUCAUUUGAAUCGACUGCUUUGUGCAUUUGGCCCAGAAGAUUUCGAUGACAUAGUUUCACAUUGCUCGACCGUCGGGCGUCAGAGAGCUUCAAACAGGACUCAAAUCAGCGAUUUACCUUUGGCUCUGAUGCGAGCAAGCAUGGGCACUCAGGGGAGCCCUGUGAAAAGCUAUGACUACUUGCUGAAGUUUCUCCUUGUCGGAGACAGCGAUGUGGGGAAAGGGGAGAUUCUGGACAGCCUGCAGGACGGAUCUGCGGAGUCACCUUACGCUUACAGCAGUGGGAUCGACUAUAAGACCACCACUAUCCUGCUGGAUGGGAGGAGAGUGAAGCUGGAGUUGUGGGACACUUCGGGACAAGGCCGCUUCUGUACCAUUUUCCGUUCCUACUCCAGGGGGGCCCAGGGGAUCCUUCUGGUGUAUGACAUCACCAACCGCUGGUCCUUUGAUGGGAUCGACCGCUGGAUUCGAGAGAUUGAUGAGCAUGCCCCGGGUGUGCCACGGAUCCUGGUAGGGAACCGGCUGCACCUGGCGUUCAAGCGGCAAGUGCCCACCGAGCAGGCGCGGGCGUACGCUGAGAAAAACGGCAUGACCUUCUUCGAGGUGAGCCCACUCUGCAACUUCAACGUCAUCGAGUCAUUCACGGAGCUCUCGCGCAUCGUGCUCAUGAGACACGGCAUGGAAAAGUUCUGGAGGCCCAACCGAGUGUUCAGCCUACAGGACCUGUGCUGCCGUGCGAUCGUCUCCUGCACGCCCGUGCACCUCAUUGAUAAGCUGCCCCUCCCCGUGGCCAUCAAGAGCCAUCUGAAGUCGUUCUCCAUGGCCAACGGCAUGAACGCCGUCAUGAUGCACGGCCGCUCCUACUCGCUGGCCCACACGGCCAGCAGCAAAGGCAACAGCCUGAAGCGCUCCAAGUCCAUCCGGCCUCCCCAGAGCCCGCCCCAGAACUGCACCCGGAACAAUUGCAAGAUCUCCUAGCCUGCAGCCUCCUGAUAUGAACGGUCUCAAGCACACAGACUUUAAGGAGGAUUUGGGGCAGAGGAGGCUGGAAGCGUGGCUGCUCCAUGGAUGGGCGGAGCGAAAGUGUGUAUGUGGGUGGAGUGUUACUGUGCCCCACCCCCACAGCCAUUCUACUACAUUAAUAAUAUUCACACCUGAAGACAUCAGACUUCUUACACGAUUCGGCAGAAAUGUCUCCCAUGUAAACCCUUUGAGUUCUGUCUGCCGGUGGCAGUUGUUCUUUGACACUGCAUGUCGCCUGUGAUGCGUUGGCGCCCUCUGCUGGAGCGCAUGCACCAGGACAAGUAGAGGACCAGUGUCUGAGCAGUUUGACAUGGAAAUUAUUUUUUUUUAAAUUCUAUUUAUUUAUUUUUUUUUUAAUACCUCAGCACAUUUGACUAUGUUGAAGUUCUUUUCAUCAGUUCAUAAAGCUUUGUUUUUCUAAUGUCAA
This is a messenger RNA of Electrophorus electricus (electric eel), 2592 nucleotides long. It is a transcript of the gene rab40c, whose product is annotated as RAB40c, member RAS oncogene family. The record is from RefSeq and is a predicted model, not a curated record. NCBI's taxonomy places the organism in Eukaryota, Metazoa, Chordata, Actinopteri, Gymnotiformes, Gymnotidae. Gene Ontology annotation, biological process: intracellular signal transduction. Gene Ontology annotation, molecular function: GTP binding; GTPase activity.